Molecule: messenger RNA, 1139 nt
Organism: Clupea harengus (Atlantic herring)
Lineage: Eukaryota; Metazoa; Chordata; Actinopteri; Clupeiformes; Clupeidae
Product: hydroxycarboxylic acid receptor 3-like
Biological process (GO): G protein-coupled receptor signaling pathway
Cellular component (GO): plasma membrane
Molecular function (GO): G protein-coupled receptor activity
Source: RefSeq, a predicted model, not a curated record
AUGUGUGCGUAUGUUAACAAGGGACAGGUUCUUGUGCGACUUCUACCUCCAUUUCUCAUUUUGGAGUUUGUGUUUGGCGUCAUUGGCAAUGGCUUGGCCCUCUGGAUCUUCUAUCACAUGAAACCGUGGAGGAGCAGCACGGUGUUCCUCUUCAACCUGGCGCUGGCCGAUUUCCUGCUCAACAUGGCCCUUCCACUGCGCGCCAGCUACUACCUCUCUGGGAUCGACUGGAAGUUCGGCGAUGCUUUCUGCCGCAUCUCCCUCUUCAUGCUGGCCAUGAACCGCGGCGGCAGCGUCCUCUUUCUGACCGCUGUUGCUGUGGACCGCUACCUGCGGGUGGUGCACCCUCACCACUCUCUCAACUCCAUGACCGCGGGGAAGGCGACGUGUGUGGCAGCGCUUCUCUGGAUUAUCACCAUCACGUUGAACAUCUCUCUCCUCAUGGAGACGAAACUCGUUCAGACAAAUGAAACUACUAAGUGUGAGAGCUUCAGCAACCAGAACAAGUACCACAGUGUGCUUUUCUUUGUGGAAUUUCUCAUCUCACUGGGCAUCAUUACCUUCUGUACAACUCACACAUAUGCACAUCUGCGUAAGAGGUGUAUGGACAGGCACAUCAGGCGGGUCAUGCUGUGUCUGGCUCUGGUCAUGGUGAUGUUCACCGUUUGUUUUUUGCCCUGCAACAUCACACGGGUCCUGAUCUGGGUGAGGAACACACAGCCGACGGACUAUGAAGGCACUGAGGCUCUUGAGAUGACCUUCUACAUCACAAUUAGCUUGACCUAUCUCAACAGCAUGCUCGAUCCGGUCCUCUACUACUUCUCCAGUCCCACUUUUAAAAGGACCCUCAAUGAGAUGGUGACCAAACUCAUGCAGAAAAGAAGAAAGAAGCUCCUGGAGGAGCAGAGAAUUCAUAUAAAUGGACUAUUUACACUGGAUUAUUUACUGCACUUUAAGACAUGACUUGUCUAGAUCGAUCUUUUACAUAAAAAUGGGCUUUGGAAACAUGAGCAAAAAUGAAAAAAGACAAUUUACACAGCAAUCUGCAGCAAAGCAUCCAGCUACAGCAGGGACGAUGUAACUGCAUCUGAAGGUAUUAUGCUUACGCUUACACCCAUAUGCUGAAAUAAAUAUCUCAU